Molecule: messenger RNA, 2013 nt
Organism: Aplysia californica (California sea hare)
Lineage: Eukaryota; Metazoa; Mollusca; Gastropoda; Aplysiida; Aplysiidae
Exons: 13
Coding region: 335-1789 (484 amino acids)
Source: RefSeq, a predicted model, not a curated record
AGCUACUUCAUCACUCAUUCGCUUUCGUUCAUGAUGCAUUUCAUGCAUUACUUACACUCACCAGCGAACCAGGCCUGGUAUUGAUAGCUGUAGAUCUAGAUAUCUAGGCUAGUAGUAGGUGGAUUUUCUCAAAAUCAAGUAACAGUUUUGAAGAUCUGAUCGUGUGUGUGUAGCUUAGAUUCUAAAAAGAUCUAGAUAUAGAUCUAGAUAGAUCUAGAUCUAGAUUUAGAUCUAAAUAUCUUGAUCUAGGCGAGGCCUAGAAUCUAGAUCUAGAUUAUAGAUCUACUACACAGGCACAGGUUUGAUUUGGCGUUGAUGAGCAGUGUUGAAGACUAUGGCAGCUCCAAGUCAGCCAAGUGAAUUUCAGGCUUCUGUUUCUGACAUUUUAUCGAGGGUGCCGGAGAAAAGUCGGGAAGUUGUGAAGAACUUCUUCGAUAACUUGGACUUGAGUUUUGUUGACAAACAGGAAAUAGAAAAAGCAGAAAGUUGGAUUGAGUGGGCUAGGCGACUCAAAUACCUAAAGCUGGUUUCUGCCGAUGUUCCAGAUUUUAUCUUGCCUAAAGACUGUAGCGGUGAAUUGAUUGAUGGCAAAGUGUUCUGCAAAAGAGGACCAGAUGACCAAAUAUAUGACACAUACCCUGCCGUUAGAAACAAGGUGGCUCGGGGCAACUGUUUUCUUCGAAUCACCAGGGGAAAGCACAGAGGAACCAGGUGCAUUCUGUAUGCCUUAAAGAAAUUCACAGGUGGCUUAGGAGAUGAUGAUGACAGAGAUAGAGGCGAUAAUCACACUUGGAAGAAGUAUUUUACAAAGCCAUUGGACCAAGCAACAAAAAUUGUAGCCACCAGGAAGGCCAAUGGGGAGGCUGCUCAUCUCAGCUGCAUUAACAUUGAUGGUCAGAACCUCAUAUGUGCUGGGUCCAAAAAUGUCCAUUUGCUCAUACGGAACAGAGCUGACAUACAGUUUUACAGAGGGGACAGGUAUAGGAUAGCGCAUGAAGUUUGUCACUGUAUCAUGGAUUGCCUGGAGGAAAUGGAAUCCGAGCAGAAAGACAGAUUGUUAGACUUUUUGGUUCACACAAGGUUCACGGCCGUGUUUGAGAUUUUGGUUCCAGGACAUCAGCAUGUUGAGGAUUUGUCCCAUCUGGAGAAACCAGUGAUGCAGUUCAUUACUUGGACUUCAACAGAACUGGAACCUGAUCCCCAACAAAAACUGUGUACAGUACCUCCCCAUGUUGGUAUCGAAAUAGCAAAGUCUCUUGGACUGAUGACAGUGGACUAUGAUGUGUUGGCUGCAUCUGAUGUAGAGAGCAGAAUGAAACAGAUUCGCAAGGGCUACCUGUAUGAGGGAGAGGUCCUCUAUUUUUUGGAUGAGACUGACAAUGUUAUUGGCCUACUUAAAAAGAAAACUGUGUGGUACAUCAUCUGCAGAGCUAUCAGAGAGAAAUCGAGGAAUGCAGCGACCGAAAUGACUAAAAACAGAAGUGAGUUUUCUGAGAGCAAGGUCAUAACAAGGACGGAGAAACGAAUGUCUGAAAUUCAAAGCUGGCUUGGCCUAAGUGAUGAAGUCAUCUCUAGCUGGAAGAACUUGGGAAUUGGUUUCUUGAAAUGGAUCUUGAAAAAGGUUGAAGCUGGAGAGAAGUCAAUUUCGGAUAUUGGAGAUCAAUUUCCAGUCAUAUGGAAAGAAUUUCUUGCAGAAGAGGGGUUGACAGACAACAUCCCAGUGGAAUGUUCAGAGCCAGACACAGAGUUGGAACAAUCUGAUGGGACCUCAGCGUCAGGGUACUCUUGAUGAAACAUUUUGAUGUAGUAGUUGUGUUACAGGACAAUAAUGUACAUGAAGAGGCAAAGGGUACUAUACAUGAUAUAAGAUUUAUUGUAAACUGACCUGAAACAUGUUGCAUUUUCUGUUUUGUUACAUUUUCUUCCAAUUUCUUUGUUACUGUGGUAAUACUAUUUGAAGGGGAAAAAAAAGAAAGACAAUUUAUUUCUUCAGAUAAUACCUUGUUUCCUCGA